AUGUUUAUCAAAUCAAUAACCUAUAUCAAGUAAUUUAUAGGGUAACAUCAGAUUAUAAUAAGAGAUGAAGAAUAGGUGAGUAGCAAUAGUCCUAAGAGAUAGCCAAUUUAAUUUCAAAAUUAAGAAUGCCUGUUUUUUGACUCUUAUGCUCACCAAUGGUUAAAAAAAAAAUACUAAAUAGAAUUUAUUAAUAAUAAAUAAGAGAUCAUUUACAUUUUUAAUGGAUCAACAGUCAGGUUGUAUAUUUAAAUAAAAUUUAGAGUAAAAAAGUUUACAUUUUUGGAGCCUGAUGUUUUCGAUAAUUUAGAAUAAAUCAAUUAUCUUGAAUGGGUUGGAAAAUAUGGAAAGAAGCAUCAGAAGAUUGCUAAAUGGGGAAUCAAUUGGAAUGGAUAAAAUCUUUAAAAAGUAGGAGGAUAUUACUCAGAAAGUGGGCAAAAAAUUGGUUUAUGGAAAGAAUUAAUUAAGAAUUAUUGUAGGUAAAUGUUAAUUUUAAAAUAACUCUAGUAAGGUUCAUGUAUUUGAAGAAGGCGAAUAUAUUGAUGACAAAAAAAUAGGUAGAUGGAAGUAUAUUUAUUAAAAUAAAAUAAUGUAUUAAUUCAAUCUAAUUAGCGGUCUUGGAUCUUAUGAUAAAGAUUAGAAAAAGAUAGGAAGAUGGGUAGAGUUAUGGGAAAGCUUUUGGGAUGGAGCUUUAGUCACUUAUAAUGGUGAAUAUAAUUUAAAGGGUAUAAAGAUAGGUAAAUGGGAAAUUCAUUUUGAUAGAUGGGGAGAUGGGAAAUACAAAUAAAUGUAACUUAUAAAAAUGAUUUUUAAAAUAUUAUUGUAGUGGUUUUGGAUAAUAUGAUUAAUAAGAGAUUUAACAAAAGGUUGGGAGAUGGGUAGAGUUGUGGGAAGGCUUUUGGUAAGAUGCAUAAGUCACUUUUAAUGGUGAAUAUAAUAAAGUUGGUAUAAAGAUAGGUAGGUGGGAUAUCAAUUUUGAUAAAUGGGGAAAUGGAAAAAAUCAGUAAAUGUAAAUAUUAGUUAAAUAUAGCAUUGAUAUUUUAGAGGUGGUGGAUUAUAUGAUUAAAAAGGAAAUAAGGUUGGUCAUUGGGUUGAGCUAGAUUUAGGUUUUGGGUAUUAUAAAUAAAUUACUUAUAAUGGUGAAUAUAAUAUGAAGAGUCUGAAAGAAGGUAGAUGGAAUAUUUUAGCUUGCGGAAAAGAGAUGUAAUUAAAAGUAUAGUAAUGAUAAAUUAGAGGCGGAGGAUCAUAUGAUUAAAAAGGAAUUAAAAUUGGGAAAUGGGCAGAUCUAGACGAAGAGUUUGAUUAAUCGAAAUAGGUCAUUUAUAAUGGUGUUUAUAAUACGAAAGGUAAAAAGGAAGGUAGAUGGGAUAUUCAUUUUUGUGAAAAAGAGGAAAAAUAUUAAUAAAUGUAUAUAUUACAUUCUCAAAGUAUUAAUCGGUUAGCGGUGGGGGAACCUAUGAUUUAGAAGGAUAUAAAAUUGGGCAAUGGCUUGAGUUGCAUGAAGAGUUUAAAAGAGAUAAGUAAGUUACUUGUAAUGGUGAAUACAAUAUGAAAGGUCAGAAAAUAGGUAGAUGGAAUAUUCUUAAUUCAAAUUAGAAAAACUUAUUUAGGUAAAAAUAAUAAAGUAAAUUUUAUAGUGGCUGCGUAAUUUACGAUGAAAGCGGAAAUUAAAUUUAUAAAUCUGAAAAGUGAUCAAUUAUAUUAUCAUUAGUGAUUCUAUUAUCUUCGUUGGAUAAUUUAAAAAUAGAAUGAAAAUAGAUAGAUGGGAUAUUUUGUAUAAAGAAAAUUAAAAGGAAUAUAUAUAAAUGUAAUUAUGAUACAAGCGUAAACCUUAUUUAGUGGUGGUGGGUCAUAUAAUUAAAUGGAAAAUAAGUUUGGGAGGUGGGUAGAGAUAGACGAAGAGUUUAAUUAAUCAAAAUAAGUCAUUUAUAAUGGUGUUUAUAAUAUGAAAGGUAUUAAGGAAGGUAGAUGGGAUAUUCAUUUUAGCGAACAAUAGGGAAAAUAUAAAUUAAUGUAUUUAUUCUAUAAUUAUUAAAAUAAUAUAUUAGCGGUGGUGGGUCAUAUAAUAAAGACGGAAUCAAGAUAGGUAAGUGGGAAGAGUUGGAUAGAUUUUUUAUGAAAUACUAUUAAAUCAUUUAUAUUGGUGAAUAUAAUCUAAAAGGCAUAAAGAUUGGUACAUGGGUUGAAAUGAAUAUUAAGGAAGACUAUAAAUGCGGUGAAAAGAAAUAUGAAGAGUGA
Paramecium sonneborni is the source of this 2235-nucleotide messenger RNA. The record is from the annotation of a GenBank genome assembly. NCBI's taxonomy places the organism in Eukaryota, Ciliophora, Oligohymenophorea, Peniculida, Parameciidae.